UGUUGCCAGUUGAUGGGGAAGAAAGGAAGUCAGAGGGCUCAGACACUGAGGGGGACAGAACAUCUCCAUAUGCACUCUCAUCUCUUGUAGUCAGCAACAGCUUUCCACAGGGAGGGCCCUACAUCAUCGGCUACCCUGAAGGAUCUGGAGAGCCUGUGCCAAGAACCGGCAGUAGUCCGGGAUUCAAGGUUCAUAAAAAUCAAUCUACUGAAGAACACCAUCAAAUCUUUGGUAAGAGUUCAGUGGGGUCCCCUGAUUCCAUGCUGCCAAUCCUGGGCUGGGUUUCCCCUUAGGGCCCUGAAGAAAGAGCUGGGGGCCCCUGGUGCCAAGGGCAAAUAGGGAGCUGGAGUGCCCAGGCCUCACCUGGAGGGACCCCAGAGCAUGCAGCGUGGCUCUUCUUUUGCUGCCCUCUUUGCCGACUCUCUCCUCUCCAGACACCCCUGCUCGAGUCCUUGCUACACACGCCCUGGGGUUGUUGCCUGUCGGGGAAUUGCUAGCCUGACUGGUUGUCAGGGGCCCUGUAUUUCUGCUGUGACUCAGUCCCCAAUUUGAUCUUCGAUUCUGGACAAGCCACCUCUCCUUUUUGGGCUUGUGUUUCCAGAGGAGGUAGUGAGUAUCAAAGGUCUCUGUUAGCUCUGAGAGUCCGAGAUUUAAAGACCCCCUAGAAUGGAAACCUCAGGGCCAAGGGCUCCUGUCUGUCCUUUUCCAUCCUAUAUCUGCUGUGAAGAACCAUACCUGGCCCAUACGUGCUCAGUAAAUAUUUAUUGAAUGAACGCACUUUUCUAAAUCACAAGCUGCCAGAAGGAGGGGCCUUUCUCAAACUCCAUCUCUAGGGGUUUAUGUUAGUGUCCUCUCAAGAGAGUCCUGAUUCAGACUUUGAGUUCUGUGGCUGUGGGCAAAAACCAACAAAGACACAAAUUCUCUGUCCUUGGGAGCUUGAGGAGAGUUUACCGGUUCAUGUUCCCGUUAUGUCUGAGAACUUUGCCUUUAAAAUCCAUUCCUGGCCCCUGCCUACUGCUUCCUGGUCUGGGGAAUAGAGUUGAGGGGGCCACACUCCAUCACCUUAAUUUGACUCUCCCCACAGAAACAACAGAAGAAAGAACUGGAACAUCAGCUGGAAAAAGUAACAUGAUUUCCUUUCCUCGCGACAUGACUGCUGGGUUUGGGGGGCACUCAGACAUAGAGGCCUCAGUCUCAUCUCACCCACUCCCAGCCUGGGGAAGAAGGCUCACUCCUCACAUUCCACCCCAUCCCCACAGGGCCUCUCAUAACCUGGUCCCAUGAGUGGGCCUGUCCUGGGGCAUUGGUGGCAUUCUGGGGGCAUGUCUCUUGCUGUGCCGUCUCUGCCUCCCCCUGGUAAGAGCUCUGUCUUCCUCUUCCUACAGGAAAAGAAAGAAAACAACAAGAGACAGCAAGCCAAAAGGGGGCUAGAAGUUCAAAUCAAGAUAUUAAACACAGAGAAAAAGCAACUGCAUACGGACAUAUUCCACACAAAACGUUCUCUCAGAUACUUUGAAGAACAGUCCAAGGAUCUGGCAGGCCGCCUGCAAUGUUCAUUGCAGCGUAAAGAAGAAUUAGAGCGGGUUCUCUCUGCUGUCGCCGCCACACAGAAUAAGAAGCUGGAUGGGUUCUUGAGCCACAGUAGAGCACAUAUGGAGAGGAUGUUACAGCAGUCCCUACGGGACCAGGCACUGCUCAAGGCACAGCUGACACAGUUGAAGGAGACAUUUAAACAAGGCCUAUCAGAGCGAGACGAAUAUGCUCAGUGUAUGAAAGGAGAGAAGGCCCGGUGGCAGCAGAAGAUGACAAAAAUGUCGCAGGAAGUAGACAAAUUGAAGAAGGAAAAUAAUCAUUAUAUGCAUUGGGUAGAGGAGCUGGAGAGGCUGUCCGAACUGCAAAAACAGACGGCUGAACCCCUGCCCCCGGAGCCCGCAGCAGUGCCCUCUGAGGUGGAGCUGCAGCACCUGAGGAAGGAACUCGAGAGAGUGGCAGGAGAGCUCCAGGCCCAGGUCGAAAAGAAUCAGCGCGUAAGUCUCCUGAACCGGGUCCAAGAAGAGACGCUUCAGAAGCAGGAGGAGAGGCUCCAGGAACAGCAGGAGAGGCUUCAGCAGCUGGCCAAGCCACAGAGCGUCUUCAAGGAGCUGGAGCGCCUGGAAGCUGCCAGCAAGCAGAACCAGCAGCUAACAACCCAGUUGGGCCUCAUGGUUCUACCUGGAGAAGGAGAUGGAGGAGAACCUCGGCCCAUGCCGAGCGUCCCAGAGGACCUGGAGAGCGGGGAGGCCACGAUCAGCUUUAUGGACCACCUGGAGGAGAAGGCAGACCUGAGUGAGCUGGUGAAGAAACAAGAAAUACGAUCCAUCCAGUACUGGCGAGAGAGAUGCCAUCAGAAAACCCAUCACCUUUUAACAGAGCCAGGGGGCCAUGCCAAAGAUGCGGCACUGGGAGGAGGAGAUCAUGAGGCUGGCCCAGGACAGGGAGGAGAUGAAGGUGAAGCUGCUGGAGCUGCAGCAGAUGGUAUCGGGUCCUGUGGCAAUGACAACAAUGGGCACAGAAAAUUCCUGGCUGCUGCCCAGAACCCUGCUGAUGAGCCCGGUCCAGGAGCCCCAGCCCCCCAGGAGCUUGGGGCUGCAGACAAGCAUGGUGAUCUUUGUGAGGUGAGCCUCACCACCUCUGCGCAAGGAGAGGCCAGGGAGGGUCCUCCCUGUGACAACCCUACUGCACAGCCGAUCGUGCAGGACCACCAGGAGCACCCAGGCUUGGGCAGCAAUGGCUGUCUUCCAUUCUUUGGCUGGGCUUGGCUGCCGAGAAGAAGGAGAUAAACAUCAUCAUCAUCAAAGAGCUGGCCAAGAAAUUUUUAAAUAAGAAACCAAGUUAUGGGGUUAAUCUCCGACACAAUUCAUUUAGUUCAUUUGAAUGUUAGAGCCACUCAUGAUUAUUUGUGUUUCUAAUUUAUAGUUUAAGUUUGUUUGUAAAAAGUUAAAA
Molecule: messenger RNA, 2982 nt
Organism: Nomascus leucogenys (northern white-cheeked gibbon)
Lineage: Eukaryota; Metazoa; Chordata; Mammalia; Primates; Hylobatidae
Source: RefSeq, a predicted model, not a curated record